UAGUAUUGAUCUCCUUUUGUCCUCCUUUAGGAGCAAUAAAGGAGAUUUUUUAAUUUUUCGUAGCUUAAAAAUCGUACUUUUGAUUCAAAAAUUACAAUUUAACGGGAAAUAAUAACUGUUAAUUUUUGUCUUCAAGCAAUUGUUCAUUUCAACUGUGUUUUUUAAAGCGUGCAGACAUAAAUAAAAUGACGUCACAAAAUAAUUUUUUAUUCAAUUCUCUCGAAUGCGGAAGUUCUUCAAUUUUAAGUGGAGAAAAUAUCAAUGUGUCCACCAUUACUUCCCGAAACACCUCCUCCUGGCAGAAAAACAUGGAACAAAGAAUACGGAAGCUAGAGGAAAUAUCGGCGCAGAACACUAUACUCCUGGAGCGGAUUAUUGACAUAUUGCAACCGAAGAAGAUUGAUUUAAUGAUAUUUCCUAUUAAAAGCAUAAAUGAUUUAGCAUCUACAGAGUCCUUGCUUUUGAAUAAGCCUGAGGCAGAAAUUGUGGCGUAUCUGAAGCAAAAAUUUUCAAAGAGACCCCUAUCAAAAAUUUUGGCUGAAGUGAUUGCGGAGUCCCUGCUCUUAAAAGUGAAUUGGGAUGGAGCCAAAAAAAAAGUUGCAUUGAAGAAUUAUGCACUUUUCAAUAAAUUUCUUUACGAGGCCUUAAAAGAUGACUACUCAUACCCUGAUUUUGAGGCAAAGAUCAAAAAGGCGUUUCUCAAAUGUAAGGCUCAGUUCUACAGGAACACUUAUAAUAUAAAAAAAAAAAAAUAAUA
This is a messenger RNA of Bactrocera neohumeralis, 757 nucleotides long. RefSeq lists its product as uncharacterized. The record is from RefSeq and is a predicted model, not a curated record. NCBI's taxonomy places the organism in Eukaryota, Metazoa, Arthropoda, Insecta, Diptera, Tephritidae. The transcript has 5 exons. The coding region runs from base 186 to 755 and encodes 189 amino acids.